Messenger RNA from Symbiodinium sp. CCMP2592, 975 nucleotides. NCBI's taxonomy places the organism in Eukaryota, Dinophyceae, Suessiales, Symbiodiniaceae. The record is from the annotation of a GenBank genome assembly.
AUGGCUGCAGAGUGCCCGCUCCCAGCUGACAUUUACACAGAAGUGCUUGAAAGCCACCUGCUGCUAGCGUGUCUGGCCUCGCUGCUUAAAUCACAAGAUGGCUCUAUUCUGCCACCCAGCUCCAGUAUGCUUUGUCGUAAUGAUAUUUUGCGGGAGGCGAAACAGCUUUUGGCAGCGGACAGCUACACCGACUUUCUGUGUUACUCAGCGGAACUGAGCGAGGCUCUGCCCUCCUUCCCAAAUGCCAUCCUGCCAGAAGCGGUCCCCCUCUCCGGUGAGGGUCACGGCACGGCCGAGUCUCUGGCCUCUUGCAUCCUGGAAACAGGCAAUGCCUCGAUCUGGGAAGCUGUACGCCGGGUCAUAGGACAGCUGCGCUUUGAAAAACCCAGGCACAGAUCCAUGGCAAACCAGCAGGGCGCGCUCAGCUUUACUGUCGGUAUAUAUGCACGGCAUCAGCUGGUGGGACUGAGCAAGGCAACGCUCGUACACUCCAAUGUUUGCAAGCUUCUCUGCUCGUAUGUCGCCCACCUGUGCUCAGGCUUUUGCUGGACAACGCUUGUCGUGCACCGCAAUUACGCCACGCCUGUACACCGCGACCCAGCCAACGGCCCUUUCUCCAAUCUUCUGACCAUGGUUAGCACCACGGAUUGUGGUGGGCUCUGGCUGCAAGAUCCGACGGGCAGUGACUUUCAGGAGGUCCCGGAUGGCAUGUGUGGAGGCAGAUUUAUCCAGCUACUAGAUCAGUAUCUCAUUUUCCCUGCGCAUACUCAUUGGCAUGCCACGCAAACCUGGGGACACUAUGAUCGUUACACGCUGGUUGCCUACAAAGUGAGAAACUGGACACAUUUGCCUGCGGCUAUGCAAAGCACCCUACAGUCCCUGGGAUUUCAGCUGCCAGAAGACCCGCGAGCCAUCACCCCAUUGCACACUGGACUGCGCGCUUUUCCAACCAUUCUGCUUGAUCCGGUCGCCUAA